CGCUGGGGGCGGGGUGGGAGGACUGGAAACCGAUCUGGAGCGUUGGGUAGGUGUGCGCCUGGGGAAAUCGGACCAACCAGGCCCUGAGAGGGCUGGCUUUCCAUGGGUAGCCUGCCAGGGGAGCUAUGCACUCCGGGGCUUCUGCGCUUCUAGUGGAGUCUGUCUCAGGGAAGUCUGAGGCGCUCGCCAGGGCUGGCGUUACUCCCCCAACUCCAGAGUCCGGGAAAACCAAGCAGGGAUACAGAACAGAUCAUGAGGUCAGUGUGGGCCUCCCUCCCCCAACACCGCUGGCUGCUUCUGGCGAUGCUCUUUCUUGAGGUUGUGGGCGAUGACAUACUAUUUGACCCCAACUGGGGGUUUGACUCGUAUGAAAUCACCGUUCCCAGAGAGCUAAGCUUUAGGAAAGGGGAGCAGGGUGUGGACAGUUCUUUGUCGUACCUCUUACAGAUACAAGGCAAGAAGCACGUCAUUCACCUGUGGCCCAAGAAGUUACUGUUGCCCAGACAUUUGCCCGUUUUCUCCUUCACUCAAGAGGGCAGUUUGGUAGAGGAUUACCCACACGUACCAAACGAGUGCAAUUACGUGGGCUCCGUGGAAGGCUCUCAGCAAUCUGGAGCUACUCUGAGUACAUGCAUGGGGGGUCUGCGAGGCAUCUUGAACAUAGACUCCAGUUAUUACCAAAUCGAGCCCCUCCGGGCCUCUUCCAGUUUUGAACACGUUGUGUAUCUCCUAAAUAAGGACGAAUUUAGCAGUCAGAGCUGUGGUGUGGUUGAUGAAGAAACCAAGGAGGAAACCGCCCAGCAAGAAGAAAUGGCUAGAAUAGAUACCUUUCAUCAAUCCUACCAUCACCAAAAGUUCUUGGAACUGGUCAUGGUCUUUAAUUGGGAGAGAUUUGUGUUUUUACAAAAGAAUUUUUCUAGAGUCGUUGAUGAUGCUAUUCUUCUAGCUUCAAUUGUGGAUACCUACUUUCAGGAUGUCGGGUUGAGGAUCCAGCUAAAAGCACUUGAAGUUUGGUCGAAUAAUGACAAAAUUUUUACUCACUUUCCCACUUUGGCUGAAGUGUUAGGUCAGUUCGUACUGUACAAAAGAGUGGCAUUGCAUUUCCGGCUUCCCUCGGACUGGGCACAUCUGUAUCUGGGGAUACGUUAUUCAGAUGCUGUUGCAUGGUCCUGGGGAAGAGCAUGUGAAGAGUACCAUGCUGGAUCGGCAAGCAGCUUACUUGAUGUAAAUAUCCUAGGACCUGCUACUUGGACUGCUCAUGAAGUGGGCCACUGUGUGGGAAUGAGACAUGAUGAGGAGUACUGUCAAUGCAGAGGACGAGGCUAUGUGGUUAAGAGAUGUGGGAACAAAAUUGUUGAAGACCAAGAGGAGUGUGACUGCGGUUCUGCAGAAGACUGCAAAGAAGACCUGUGCUGUGGGCCAGACUGUAAAUGGAAAGAAGGCGUCAACUGCUCCACUGGGCUUUGUUGUCAUAAGUGUGGCUUUCUUCCAGCAGGCCAUGUGUGCAGGCGGGAGGAGAAUGAAUGUGACCUUGCCGAGUACUGUGACGGGUUCUCGGCCGUCUGUCCAGAUGACGUUUACAAGCAGGAUGGGACUCCUUGCAAACACGAAGGACUUUGUUUCAAUAAGGGAUGCAGGUCCAGGUACAUGCAGUGCCAGGGCAUCUUUGGAACGACUGCCAAGGAGGCUCCUCACCAAUGUUAUGAUGCAGUUAAUAUGAUAGGCGAUCAGUAUGGUAACUGUGGCAUCUUAAAUGCUACUCGAUAUCAAAGGUGUAAUAGGGACAACGCAAUCUGUGGCAGGCUACAGUGUAUGAACGUUAAAGCCAUCUCCAAUUUGCCAGAUCACACUACUAUACUGUCCACCUAUCUGAAGACAGAUAAUCUCCUAUGCUGGGGCACAGGCUAUCAUGGAGCCAUGAUACCCCAUGGGAUACCUGAUAUAGGUGAUGUUAAUGAUGGCACCUCCUGUGGUCAUGACCAGGUGUGUAUUAACAGAACUUGCGUUGAUGUUGUCAACCUGAAGUUUGACUGUUUGCCCUACAAGUGCAAUAGCCGAGGUGUUUGCAACAAUAGAAGGAACUGCCACUGCAUGUAUGGCUGGGAACCCCCGUUCUGUGAAGAGGUAGGAUUUGGUGGGAGCGUUGACAGUGGACCUCCUGGACCUAUGGCAGAGGAAGUGCUCCCAUCAUUUCGAGUUAAGUAUAUUAUGUUGAUACGUGUUUUUUUAUUCGUCAUCUCAGUGAUCUUUGUGGUUUUUAAGCAGCUGGUUAAAAAUUUGUUUUAUAAAAACCAGCAAAAAGAACCAGAGCAGACUCAAUCUGAAACAGAUGAUGACAUGUCAGAAAUGUGAUCAGGCAGCCCUGUCAUCUAACACAUUUGGCUAUUUAACAAGCUUAUCAUUUAUUCACAUGACUCUUCAUUCUUUUUUCCCAGAAUGAUUUCACACAAAUUUACCAUGCCUUUAAAAUCAGCAAAAAUAAAUGAUAUUCUUGUUUGGAAACAAAUCAGUGCAUUUUUUUCCCCCUAGGAUUCAUUUUCAAUUCAGUUUGGGAUCAAGCGUUGGAUUACCUGAAAAAGACUAUUAAUGGCCUAUCUGAAUGCAGUCAGGGAACGACUCAUGUUCAGAGUAUAGUCCUGUCUUAACAUCCUGGUGAAGGAGGCUGACUUCUCCCCUGUGUGUUUCAGCUUCUUCAGGGCUAGCAUCUACAACCUGUGCACAUGCACCUGCUGCAUGCACCUGUGCACCCGCUGCAUGCACCUGUGUACCCGCUGCAUGCACCUGUGCACCUGCUGCAGGAUACUUGGUGAUAUCGCAUUUUAUAAAUGAAAAAAAACAACCCAUGUGUUACAAGGGUUGAUCCCUUCAGCAAGACUUUCUGUCAUAUCUCUUCUGGUGGAUACAGCUUUGUCUGUUGCUGUGUGGUUUCUGACUUGGUGUUUGAGGUGAUCUCCAAUGGGACAGCUAUCCUAAAUUGUCAUGGCAUCUGCAUUUCUGUACAGCCUAUAGAAGAUGAUAGUCCUUAGCAGUGUUGGGAGCACGGCUAUUAACAAAAUUUAAUGUUUGCUGCGUUUUUUGGUAGUUUUUGUUUGUUGGUUAACUUGAGCCUCAAUUGAGAAACUGCCUCCAUCAGAUUGGCCUGUAGGCAAGUCUGUGGAGCAUUUUCUUGAUUCAUAGUUGUUGUGGGAGGACCCAGCCCACUGUGGGUGGUGCCACCCUUGGGCAGGUGGUCCUGGGUGGCACGAAAAAGCAGACUGAGCAAGUCAUGAGGAGGAAGCCAGUAAGCAGCACCCUCCGCGGCCUCUGUUUCAGCUCCUGCCUCCAGGUUCCUGCCUUGUUUGAGUUCCUGCCCUGACUUUCCUUCAUGAUGGACUGUAAAGUGUAAGCCGAAAUAAACCCUUUCCUUCCCAA
This is a messenger RNA of Peromyscus eremicus (cactus mouse), 3411 nucleotides long. It is a transcript of the gene Adam30, whose product is annotated as ADAM metallopeptidase domain 30. Lineage: Eukaryota; Metazoa; Chordata; Mammalia; Rodentia; Cricetidae. Bases 253 to 2352 code for a protein of 699 amino acids. Gene Ontology annotation, molecular function: metalloendopeptidase activity. Gene Ontology annotation, biological process: proteolysis; male gonad development. The record is from RefSeq and is a predicted model, not a curated record. Gene Ontology annotation, cellular component: sperm head plasma membrane; external side of plasma membrane; plasma membrane. The transcript has 2 exons.